Molecule: messenger RNA, 372 nt
Organism: Soboliphyme baturini
Lineage: Eukaryota; Metazoa; Nematoda; Enoplea; Dioctophymatida; Soboliphymatidae
Source: the annotation of a GenBank genome assembly
AUGAUGAAACACCAAUUUUUCGACCCACUUGGAGGCAUGGCUCUUGGAAAGCGCUACGGCAGCGGGAGCCAUGAAAGCGAAGACAAGAGACGGUACUUCGACCCCCUGGGCGGCAUGGCGUUGGGCAGACGCGAUUAUCAGGCGCAGAACUUCGAGGUUGACGACAAGCGCAGAUACUUCGACCCUCUUGGCGGAAUGGCGUUGGGCAAACGACGAUACUUCGAUUCGCUUGGUGGCACGGUGAUUGGCAAACGGUCGGGCGGCUUAGCUGGCCGCAUGUACGGUUGGCCGACCGGUAGAAAGUCGCUGCUGGGCACUGGAAACGGAAUGUUGUUCCUCCUACCUCAGAGGUACCAAGAGGUCAAAAAGUGA